Hypomesus transpacificus is the source of this 6751-nucleotide messenger RNA. It is a transcript of the gene nup98, whose product is annotated as nucleoporin 98 and 96 precursor. Gene Ontology annotation, cellular component: nuclear pore cytoplasmic filaments; nuclear pore. The record is from RefSeq and is a predicted model, not a curated record. Gene Ontology annotation, biological process: post-transcriptional tethering of RNA polymerase II gene DNA at nuclear periphery; protein import into nucleus; RNA export from nucleus. The coding region runs from base 221 to 5761 and encodes 1846 amino acids. Lineage: Eukaryota; Metazoa; Chordata; Actinopteri; Osmeriformes; Osmeridae. Gene Ontology annotation, molecular function: structural constituent of nuclear pore. The transcript has 36 exons.
UUUAUCAUCUCUUACCGCCACAGUUUCCCUCCGCGUUGUGCUUCGCAUUAGCAACAAUUAGCUUGCUAGGUAUAGAAUUCUCCCAACCCAAUCGCACACCUGUGGGUAACUAGACAAUAUCACGAGCUUAUUUCGGCUGUAUUUUUGAGUGAAUCACAAGUCGAGUAAUACGACGGCUAAAUACUUACUCAGACAUAUGCAGUCCAACUAGUUAUAGAAGAUGUUCAACAAGUCGUUUGGUGCUCCUUUCGGGGGAGGUACCGGUGGAUUUGGGACUUCGUCUACCUUUGGGCAGCAAAAUGCUGGUUUUGGGGCGGCUGGUGGUUUCGGUGCCUCUGCCUUUGGAGCAACGAACAACACAGGAGGACUAUUUGGAGCAACACAGAAUAAACCAGUGAUGACAGCCAAUCCACAACAAAUCCACACUGGUGCAGGUCGAGGAGGUGGUCUUUUUGGCUCCAGCACGUUCAGUCAGCCGGUGACAUCGUCGACCAGUAGUGGGUUUGGCUUCGGAGCAGCCGGCGGGGCCACGUCCAGCUUGUUUGGCAGCGCCAACACGGGCGGAGGAGGUGGACUGUUCUCUCAGACGAGCAACGCCUUCGGGGCCGCCAAACCAGCCUCCUUUGGCACAUUUGGCACCAGCACCGCCAGUGGUGGCUUGUUCGGCACCACCAACACCAACUCCAACCCCUUUGGAGCAGCAACAAGCUCCUUGUUUGGUAACACCGGCUUUGCUGCCACCCAGCCAGGCACAACUGUCAAGUUCAAUCCUCCAACAGGAAGUGACACCAUGGUCAAAGGGGGGGUGACCACCAGUAUCAACACCAAGCACCAGUGUAUCACAGCCAUGAAGGAAUACGAGAACAAGUCUCUAGAGGAGCUGAGGCUGGAGGACUACCAGGCAGGGAGGAAGGGUCCCACCACCCCGAUGGCAGGGGGGGCGGGGGGGCUGUUUGGGGCGGCUGCAGCGGCCCCUCCCAGCACUGCAGCUGGCUUGUUCGGCUCCACAGCCACCAACACAGGCUUCUCCUUCGGCCAGGCCAAGACCUCCACCUUCGGCCCCAGUACGGGAGGGUUUGCAGCCACCAGUCUGUUUGGCCAGACGCAGCAGCCCCAGCAGCAGCCUCAGCAGGCUGCCAGCCUGUUCAAGCCCUUCGGCCAGCCCGCCGCCACCCCCAACACUGGCUUCUCCUUCGGUAACACCAGCACCAUGGGCCAGCCUAACACUAGCAGCAUGGGGCUGUUUGGGAACACCGCAGCCUCCCAGGCGGGGGGGCUGUUUGGGAACACGGCUCAGACCAGCACGGCCACUGGCUUUGGUGCUGCCACCGGACUCUUCGGUCAACCCAACACCGGCUUCGGCAACGCCGGUGCACAGAACCUGUUUGGCAAUAAGACGGCUGGUUUUGGCACCACCACCACCAGCGCCUCUUCCUUCGGGACAGGCACUGGUCUGUUUGGAAACAAGCCUGCCCUCACUCUGGGAACAGGGACAAACACGUCCAGCUUCGGUUUCGGAGCCAACCCUGCGACAGGAGGCCUGUUUGGGAACAAGGCUGCCCCGGGAGGCCUGGGCGCGGGGCUGGGGACGGCCUUUGGAACCGCUGUGGGCACGGGCCAGACUUCACUGUUCGGGAACACCCAGAACAAGCUGGGUGCCACGCUGGGCACGGUGGGGGGGUUCGGGGCCCCUGGGUUCAGCACGGGAGCCAGCACGCUGGGCUUUGGAGCUCCACAGCAGCCUGUCGCACUGACAGACCCCAAUGCGGCCGCGGCCCAGCAGGCCGUGAUGCAGCAGCAGAUCAACGCUCUCACCUACUCCCCCUUCGGAGACUCGCCCCUCUUCAGGAACCCGCUCUCUGACCCCAAGAAGAAGGAGGAGCGUCUGAAACCAACCAAUCCAGCUGCCCAGAAGGCUCUGACCACUCCCACGCACUACAAGCUGACCCCCCGGCCCGCCACGCGCGUGCGCCCCAAAGCUCUGACAUCAUCCGGCUCCUCCAAGAACCAGCUGUUUGAUGGGCUGGACGACGACGAGCCCUCGCUCACCAACGGAGCCUUCAUGCCCAGGAAGAGCAUCAAGAAGCUAGUUCUGAAGAACCUGAACGGCAGCAGCCUGUACAGCAGCCCUGUCAGCAGAGAGGAUGACCUGGCCUCCCCCUCUGAGUACCCUCACAACGGACUCAGCCUGGAGGAUGACGAUGACGUGAGAGAGGUGGAGCCUGAAACAGCCGACGACCCCGAGGUCAUUAAGUUCUACACCAAUCCCAUCGCCAAGCCCAUCCCCCAGGGCCAAGCCAACCAAUCCCUGCAGGACACCAUCUCAGAGCUCAAUGCCCAUAAGCCAGGGGCCGCGGGGAGGAACGGCCUGGAGGUGAGCAGUGAGGACAUCUCCCUGGGAGACGACUCCGUCCAGGAGGAAGGAGAGGAGGAGCCUGACUCUCAGCAGCCCGCCCACCCUGCAGGGAUCGUGCUGGGGAAGGUGGGGUACUACACCAUCCCCUCCAUGGACGAGCUGGCCAAGAUGCUGGAUGAGAACGGAGAGUGUGUCGUGGAGAACUUCACUGUGGGAAGGAAAGGCUACGGGUCGGUGUUCUUCCCUGGGGUGGUGAACAUGACUGGACUCAACCUGGACGAGAUCGUCCACUUCAGACGCAAGGAGGUCAUCAUCUACCCAGAUGACAAAAACAAGCCUCCGGAGGGGGAGGGGCUUAACAGGCGUGCCGAGGUGACCCUGGAUGGGGUGUGGCCUAACGACAAGACGAGCUGCACCCAGAUCAAGAGCCCUGACAGGCUGUCGGGGAUGAACUACGAGGGCCGGCUGGAGAACGCCUCGCGCAGGCAGGGAGCCCGCUUCCUGGAGUACCGCCCAGAGACCGGCUCCUGGGUGUUUGAGGUGGCGCACUUCUCCAAGUACGGCCUCCAGGACUCUGACGAGGAGGACGAGCUUCCUGUCAAAGUGGACCCCAAGAAGCUGAAGACGGCAACCUCACUUCCUGCCAGCCUGCAGCAGCUUCCUCCUUCCCAGCAGCAGGUGGCGCCACAGGCUCAGACGGCCGCCCUGCUGGAGCUGAUGAGCCGUGUGUCGGAAGUGGACAGCGACAUGGCAGACAUUACCCAGGAUGCCCCUGGAGAGAGCGUGCUGGAGGAGGAGGAGGGGGGUGUUCAGGGGGAGGAGCUCAGGGGUCGUCUGGGCGUGUGGACGCCUGCAGAGCAGGAACACCUGUCAGCAUCCAGUCAGAUCGCCUCGUCUCUGGGGAUCAACCCUCACACCCUGCAGAUCAUGAAAGCUUCUCUGUUUGCUGAGGAUGAUGAUGGUGACCUGUUCCAUGAGCAGGCAGGGAGGAAGAGUGCCGUGGAGUCGCCUCGUAUCCAGUUGCCUGGCGCCCAGGGCAGACCCUCUAUCGGAGGUCUUCUCCAGACUCGCUUCAGCACCUCUCUGUUCUCCCAGCUGCCCGACCUGGCCCCUGGAGGGGGGCUCCCUCAGAGGGUGUCCCGGGGCGGCCCCGAGGCCUCCCGCCUUGCCCCCUGGCCCCCCCUGGGGCCCUCCUUCCUGCUGCCCUCCCCCGCCCCUGAGACCCCCGUUAGGACCGUGGGGGCCCGGAGGCUGGGAGGGCCCGUGGCCUCGGAGAACUCAGUCACUCUGGGCAAGGGCCGUCUGCUGAUGGAUGCAGCGCUGUUUGCCGGCCGCUCGUUCCGUGUGGGCUGGGGCCCCGGCUGGACUCUGGCCCACUGUGGAGACAGGCUGGGCGGGGCCUGCGAGCUGGCCCCCCCGGGGGAGGGGGCUGGAGGGUUUGGGUUCCUGGCCAAACCUGCCAGGAGCAAGAAGUUGUCAGACAGCCCGUUCAAGGUGGUGUUGGAGCAGGUUGUUGCCGUGGAGCCGGGGGCCGGUGAGAGCCAGCAGGUGUACCAGCGCCCCCUGGAGAUCUGCCUGAAGCACUGCAGCAUCUCCACAGAUGAGCCCUGCCCCUUGGUCCAGCCCCAGGCAGGGGUGGCCGCCCUGCACGAGUACGCUGCCUGGAUCACAGAGCUCCAGCAGGGGGCGGAGGCCGGCGACGCUGUCCUGGACCACUGGGAGCAGGUGUGGACCCUGUGUGAGGCUCUCUGGGGCCGGUUGGCCUCCCCAGACGCCGAGGCCGAGGCCGGGGACGGGUCCCAGUACGAGCAGCAGCUGGAGAGGAGGCGGGGCUUCUCAGCCUGGCUGUCUCGCAGUGCCGCCCCCGCCAUCGAACAGGAAGUGGGGCGGAGCCAGAAGGGGGGUCACGUGGAGGCCAUCUUCAGCUACCUGACGGGGAAGAGAGUCAGCGAGGCCUGCAGGCUGGCCCAGGAGAGCGGGGACCACCGUCUGGCCCUGCUGCUGUCCCAGGCCGUGGGCUCUCAGGGCUGCAGGGAGCUGCUGGCGCUGCAGCUGGCCGACUGGAACAGGAUGCAGACAGACUCCUUCCUGCAGGAGGACAGGCUGCGCAUCUUCACCCUGCUGGCAGGCAAACCUGUGUGGGAGUCGACAGACUGCGUGGUGAACGUGUGUUCAGAGCUGGACUGGAGACGCUGUGUGGCGGUGCAUCUGUGGUACAUGCUGCCGCCCACCGCCUCCAUCGCCGACGCCCUCGCCAAGUACCAGGACGCCUUCCAGGGCUCUGACGCAGGUCCCAGGUACGCCUGCGCACCCCUGCCCCCUUACAUCGACCAAUCAGAAAAGCCUGAAAUGGAGGAGGAGGAGGGAGGGGCCAAGAGGCCACUGUAUGACAUAUGCUUCCACCUGCUGAAGCUCUACAGUAACAGACACUACAGCCUGCAGCAGCUGCUGGACCCUCUGACGGUGAGCUGGCGUCGUCUGGACUACCGCCUGAGCUGGCACCUGUGGGGGGUCCUGCAGGCGCUGCGCUACAGCCACCUGGGCCCGGCUCCACAGGGCCUGCUGCACGCCAGCUACGCUGCCCAGCUGGAGGCUGCAGGGAUGUGGGACAUGGCCGUGUUCGUGCUGCUGCACAUCCCCCAGCACGCGCUGCGUGAGCGAGCUGUGAGGGAGAUGCUACAGAUGCACUGCCCUCUGCUGGAGACGGAAGAGUCGAGCCGGAAGGAGCGCUUCCUGACGGAGCGGCUGAUGGUUCCGGAACAGUGGCUCCACCAGGCCAAGGCCACGCGUGCCCGCAGUCACGCCGACCACCACAGGGAGGCGCUGCACCUAUACAAGGCUGGACACUGGAACCAGUGUCACAGGCUGGUCAUCCAGCACCUGGCCUCAGACUGUAUCAUCAACGAGAACCAUGACUACCUGCUGGAGUUCCUGGAGGGGCUGGCUGUCCCUGAGCGCAGUGCUGUCAUCCAGGACUGGGACACGGCCGGCAGGGUGUACCUGCAGUACAUCCAGGUCAUCCAAACCCUGCACACCAUCCAGCAGAUGGACAGCGCAGGAUACGAUCUGGAACGGCUUCAUACAGAAGUGACGUCACUGUGCAGCAGGAUAGAGCUGCUCCCCUGCUGCACUGCCAAAGACCGCCUCGCCCAAUCAGAGAUGGCCAAGCGCGUGGCCAACAUCCUGAGGGUGGUCCUCAGUCUGCACCCGGGCGCUGAGGGGGGAUCCGAACCCGGGGCCCUCCCCCUGGCCUCCCACAUAGACCGCCUGCCCAUGCCAGAGGACUACGCCCUGGAAGAACUCCGCGGUCUCACCCAAUCAUACCUGAGGCAGAUCAUCGUCAGCCUAUUAGCAACCGCCACACCCAAAACCUCUGUACCUAUGGCAACCGAAAAAGGAUUGUAAGAAGCCAGUGGGAGCUGGGGACUGUCUAGCAGGACUGGCAGGUGAUUGGCUGCUGGUGUACACGGACCCACAACGUUUGAAACUUUGAAGAAAAGACACCAGAUAAAACAGUCCUCAGUUCCUGUAUGUUUGUGAAGCGUGUUACUUCAAGAGGGUUUGGUUUGACCAUUAUGUUUUGUAUAGCUUUUUUGUACUUUGACAAGGUGUGUGUGCGUGCGUGUGCGUGAGUGUGUACGUAUGAGUGAGAGAGAUUCAGUCUAAAUAUUAACGUUUGUCCUGCUUGACUUGCUUGGUAAGACCAUCUGACCAUUUUAAAGAGACAUGUCGAAACAUCACGCUCUAACAUCCAUCACAGAAGUAUGCCCUUUUUUGUUCAAGUUUGAAUCUGACUGGAAGGGUCGGAAAGUAGGCAGACGGCAUUCCAUUGGACUGGUGUAGGGGGGCGUGGUCUGGUGGAGGGGGGCGUGGUCUAACAGAGGAACCGCCGUUUAGUCUUCUAAUAUUGUACAAAUGCUUGACCCAAUUUUGAAUACCAGAGGAGAUCUAGAUAAAAUGUAAAAUGAGAAGGGAUAUCUCUAUUUUUGUAGUUCUUUUUUUAUUUAGUCUGUCUGUAAAUCAGGUGUACAUGCAGAGUUCUGGAGAGAUUGAAGAGAACACACUUGAUUAUAUUUCGAUAGAAAUAUUGAAUAUUUCUCUUGGUACCUAAGUGCAAAUGUUUCACUGUGGUUCUUUCUCCCAGACACCCCAAUGAUAUUGUUUAAGGAUUCUGCUUCUGUGAAUCAUCUUGCAUCAACACAGUCUCGAUUUCUGUUCAACACCAUUGUGAGGAAGGGAUUUAGUUUGGUGUGCUGCUGACCCAGUGUGUGCUUUGCGCGAUACUGACGCUUCCCUCGCGCUCAGUGCCUUUCCCGGUGAGAGUAUCCGCGCGCUGUGCAUGUUUGUGAUGAGUAUAAUGAUGAUUCAGUUUUUAAUAAUAAAGUUUGAAGCCGG